This is a messenger RNA of Exophiala viscosa, 1329 nucleotides long. Its product is annotated as short-chain dehydrogenase. The transcript has a single exon. Gene Ontology annotation, molecular function: triacylglycerol lipase activity; acylglycerone-phosphate reductase (NADP+) activity. Gene Ontology annotation, cellular component: endoplasmic reticulum; lipid droplet. Gene Ontology annotation, biological process: triglyceride catabolic process; phosphatidic acid biosynthetic process. Bases 193 to 1104 code for a protein of 303 amino acids. The record is from RefSeq and is a predicted model, not a curated record. Lineage: Eukaryota; Fungi; Ascomycota; Eurotiomycetes; Chaetothyriales; Herpotrichiellaceae.
CGAAUACCCAGAUUUUGUCCAGUGGUUGUUGCAUCUAUUCUUCAAAUCACUUCUCAACACGCCAGUACUCGAAGUAUUGCCUCUAACUGGCAUCACUUGCUAGGCUCGCAAGAUCACAUUAGAUCCUCGCACCUUCCGAUAAACCGCUUGUUCACCAAUUUUUUGGUUGAUAACAACUGAUUGUCUUACAUCAUGGCUUCCGUCAAGAGACUCACAAUUCUGAUAACUGGCUGCUCUCCAGGCGGAGCAGGAGCUGCCCUUGCCAUCACCUUUCACGAUGCUGGUCACCAUGUCUUCGCAACGGCUCGAAAUCCGGCUAAGCUGGCCCCAUUCGUUGCGCGCGGUAUCAAGACCUUGGGCCUAGAUGUGACAUCGGCAUCGUCCAUCGCAUCAGCCGUGGCCACCAUAUCCUCCUCCAUACCAGAUGGGAAAGGUUUGGAUAUCCUCGUCAACAAUGCAGCAGGCAGCUACACAAUGCCCGUUGCGGAUGCGUCUUUAGACUCGGCAAAAGAGUUGUUCGAUUUAAAUGUCUGGUCGCAGAUUGCCGUCACGCAGGCUUUCUUGCCCUUGUUGCUCCAGUCUGCUGCAUCUUCUGCAGACCCAACCGCAAACCGGACCAUGAUAGUCAACCACACUUCAGUCGGAUCCGUAACGGCACUCCCCUUUCAGGGGAUCUACAACUCAUCCAAGGCUGCAUUCGCCAUGCUGACCCAGACGCUGCGACUGGAGCUGGCUCCCUUCAAUAUCCGUGUUAUCGAACUCAAGACGGCGGGGGUACGGACAAAUCUCAUCUCCAAUAACAACGUCAAUACCAAGGGCGAGCGGCUGCCACAGGGCUCGAUAUACGAACCAGCGCGUGAGGUCGUUGAGAAGGCCAUGAGCCAGCAGGAGCUGUCGAAAAUAGGCGUCUCGGCGGAGCAAUGGGCUUCUGAAGUCGCGACGCUACUACUGGGAAAGAAUCCACCAGCUGUCAUUUGGAGGGGUGAGAGCGCAUUGCCAGCCCGAAUGGCAAGUAUGAUGCCUUGUAACAUGUUUGAGGGGAUGCUUAAGAGGAUGACUAAGCUGGAUGUUGUCGAGCAUAUUAUCAAGGAGAGCAGGAGAUGACCUGUCUGGUGUUGACGUAUGAUGAUUCCCUGUUCAGGAAUAAUAGCUGGAUAAGAGCUUGUACCGACUCAGGCAGGUUGCAGUCCAUGAUCGAUAUUUGGUGGAGCAUGCACAGUUGUAAUCAUGUCGCCGAGUUUAUCAUUAUCUCGAAGAGACAAACUCCUUCAUGGCAUCAGCACCCAUAUAACUUUUGCAGAAAAUUAGCAGGUUUUCUGGUCAAACACC